Messenger RNA from Hippopotamus amphibius kiboko, 555 nucleotides. RefSeq names its product lithostathine-like. The transcript is spliced from 5 exons. Gene Ontology annotation, molecular function: oligosaccharide binding; signaling receptor activity; peptidoglycan binding. Gene Ontology annotation, biological process: venom-mediated disruption of cell wall in another organism; response to peptide hormone; antimicrobial humoral immune response mediated by antimicrobial peptide. The coding region runs from base 28 to 555 and encodes 175 amino acids. Lineage: Eukaryota; Metazoa; Chordata; Mammalia; Artiodactyla; Hippopotamidae. The record is from RefSeq and is a predicted model, not a curated record.
CUGGCUGCCUCUGCACAUCACAUUCAAAUGAUGCCAUCCACAGCCAUUCCCAGCCUGUCUUGGAUGCUGUUCUGCUGCUUGAUGCUCCUGUCUCAGGUCCAAGGGGAAGAUUCCCAGAAGGAACUGCCCUCUGAACGGAUCAGCUGUCCCAAAGGCUCCAUGGCCUAUGCGUCCUACUGCUACGCCUUGUUUAUAACACCCAAAACCUGGAUGAAUGCAGAUAUGGCCUGCCAGAAGAGGCCCUCAGGACACCUUGUGUCUGUGCUCAGUGGGGCAGAGGGAUCCUUUGUGGCCUCCUUGGUCAAGAACAGUUUGAAAACUCCCUCAGAUGUCUGGAUUGGGUUCCAUGACCCCACAGAGGGCACUGAGCCCAAUGCCGCUGGGUGGGAGUGGAGUAGCACUGAUGUGCUCAAUUAUGUUGCCUGGGAGACAAAUCCUGCAACCAUCUCAAACUCUGGCUCCUGCGGAAGCCUGUCAAGAAGCUCAGGGUAUCUGAAGUGGAAAGCUUAUAACUGCUCUGUGAACUUACCCUAUGUCUGCAAGUUCAAGGGCUAG